CGCCGCCUUGCGCGCAUGCGCAGUAGGCAAAGCACCACACGCCCCGAGCCAGGCGCGACAGAGCCAGGCGGGGAGUCGCGGCCGGCGUCGCCUUUUCCUUCUCCGUCUGAGGGGACCGAGCCCUUUCUGGGGCUCAAGAAAAGGCCCCGCGCCCGAGGAUGGUGUUCGAGUCGGUGGUGGUGGACGUCCUGAACCGCUUCCUGGGCGACUAUGUGGUGAACCUGGACUCCUCCCAGCUCAAGCUCGGCAUCUGGGGAGGAGCUGUAGCAUUUACACAUCUUGAAAUAAAAGAAAAUGCACUGUAUCAAUUUGAUGUACCAUUUAAAGUUAAAGCAGGACAUAUUGGUCAGCUGAAUUUGAAGAUUCCAUGGACAAAUCUUUACACACAGCCAGUUGAAGCUGUGCUAGAUGAAAUUUUUUUGCUUAUUGUGCCUACAGCGAGUAUUAAAUAUGAUGCUGAAAAAGAAGAAAAACAACAAUGGGAAGCAAAACAGAGGGAACUGCAAAGAAUAGAAGAUGCAAAACAGAAGAUUGCUGAUCAAGAUAAUCCACAAGAGGAGAAGCAAGAUACUUUCAUAGAAAAGCUAAUCACUCAGGUCAUCAGAAAUCUUCAGUUGACAAUUUCCAACGUCCAUAUUCGAUAUGAGGAUGAUAUCACAAAUAAAGAUCUUCCAUUGUCAUUUGGUGUUUCACUUCAGAAUCUUAGUUUACAGACUUCAGAUGAAAAUUGGAAUCCAUGUAUACAAGAUGCAACAACUAAAUUGUUCCAUAAGCUUGUUCGAUUGGAUAACUUCUUUGCGUACUGGAAUGUGAAGUCUGAAAUGUUUCAUCACAAUAGUUAUAAAGAAUCUUUGAAUGAUUUAAAAUUUGGAAUUGCAAGCAAUGGUAUUAUUCCAGAUGGCUACAGUUUUGUUUUCCGGCCCAUUUCAACUAAAGCAAAGCUCCGUAUGAAUCCUCGAUCUGAUGUUGACUUUUCUUCACCAAAGCUAGAUCUAGAUGUAAAUCUUCAGGAUAUAGCCAUGGAACUUGACAAGCCACAGUAUUUUAGUAUAAUGGAGCUCCUUGAGUCCAUUGAUAUGAUGACCCGAAACUUACCAUACAGGAAGUUUAGACCAGAUGUUCCUGUUCACGGCCAUGCCAAGGAAUGGUGGUUCUAUAUUGUAAAUGGCCUUAUUGAAGUCAAUGUCCAACCCAAACUACAGAUGUGGUCUUGGGAACAUAUUCGUUACCACAGGAAUCAAGUGAGGAGCUAUAAGGACCUAUAUAAAACAAAAAUAACAUCAAAGAAGCCUGUUGAAAUCAAUUUGAUUAUGCUAGAGGAUCUGGAGAAGACAUUGGAUAUAUUCAGCAUUACUCUGGCAAGGCAACAGGCAGAAUUUGAGGCAACUAAAGCUGGACUAAAGAUUUACAGACUAGGAGCUAAACAGGACAAUGAAGAGUCUCAAGGCUGGUUUGGUUGGAUGUGGGACUGGGUUGGAAAGAAGAGCCCUGAACGUGUACAAGAACCAAAAGGUUUUGAAGAUUUGAUGAGUCCAGAAGAAAAAGAUAAGCUCUAUGCAGCAAUUGGUUAUAGUGAAACAGCUGUUGAUCCAACAUUGCCCAAAAUGUACGAAGCUAUGAAACUUCAUGUAAAACUAUUAAGCAUGACAGGAGUAAUAAGGGAAAGCAAGGAAAAGCCUGAACUGAUAAAAAUUGCCUUAAUUGAUCUGCGUACAACAGUAACCCAACGGCCUGGUGCUGAAGCAAUAAGAUUUGAAUCAAGUGUAAGUGCAUUUGAAGUUCAUGGCGUGGCUCAAGGAAAAACAAUACCCUGUUUGCUGUCAUCCCACACAAUCCAUUCAGGACACAGCACAUCACUCUUUACCAUCAUGUUUGAGACCAAUCCAUUAGAUGAGACUGCCAAUCAGAGGCUAAGAAUAGAAUCACAACCUUUGGAAAUAAUAUAUGAUGCAAUGACAGUGAAUAGCGUAGUGGAUUUCUUACGACCUCCGGGUGAUGUUCAUCUAGAGCAGCUGACCACAGCAACUUUAACAAAAUUAGAAGAAUUAGGGGAAAAGACAGCUACAGGUCUAGUGUAUAUUAUAGAAACACAGAAAGUUCUGGACUUAAAAAUAAAUCUAAUGGCUUCCUAUAUCAUUGUACCACAAAAUGGUUUCUAUGACUCAACUUCAAAUAAUUUACUUUUGGAUCUUGGUCAUUUAAAGAUGACUAGUAAAAAUCCAUCUUCCUUGGAAGAACUCAAAGUUGGUGAAAGUGCUCUUGAAGAUAUUAUAUCAAGAGCAUAUGAUAAAUUUGACAUUCAACUCAGCAGCAUACAGCUUCUUUAUAGCAAACAUUAUGAAAGCUGGGAGAAUGCUCGUAGUCUGCGGUCAUCAUCUCAACAUAUUUUGCAGCCUCUGGAUGUUAAAAUGGAAUUCAGCAGAGCUAUGGUUGUAACAGAUAUAAGAAUGCCCAAGUACAAAAUAUUUGGUGAACUACCACUACUGUCAUUCAGCAUCUCAGAUGAGAAAUUGAAAUGUAUUAUGGAACUUAUUGAUAGCAUUCCUAAACCUGAAACUGCUCAAGACACUUCCAUUGCACAACCUUCAAAGGUUCAACUAUCUUCAUUGCUAACAACACCACAAAUGUCAAUCUCUGUACUUCCACUUCUAGAACUCCAUUCAACAACUGGAUCAAGUGAAUCUGAAGAUGAAUUUUAUGAUGCUCCAAGUAGUCCUCUGGAAGACGUGAAAUUUUUUGAAGCCACUCUGGGUUCCUGGGGUAGUAUGGGCAGUGUCCGACGACGGGAAUCUUUGAAGAAUAUGAUUGAUUUUGAACUAAGAUUUGAAAUAUAUGAGGCAUUUCUUCAAGUUUGCCGUUUUGAAGAAGAUGUUGAACAGCCAGUCCUUCGUCUAGAGAUUUUAAAAUUAGGCACUGAGCUUAAGCUAAGGACCUAUGAUAUGUAUGCUACAGUUUAUCUUAGAGAAGUUUGCUUAUUAUGUCCAGAAUACAUGGAUGAUGAAAAUAAGCCAGUUUACAUCAUUUCAACCCUGGAUAAUUUAGUGGAAGAUCUUCUAUCAGUUGAGUUAAUAAAGGCAGAUAUUAAUGCUCCAGACCUGAGUACUACCUAUAAUAAUAUCCUACAGCUGACAAAGGUGAAUUUUUCCUCCAUAGAUAUCCAUUUACACACAGAAGCGCUUCUGAAUACUAUGAAUUUCAUAAGUAAUCUAAUUCCCAGCCAAGAAGCAGCUCCAGUAGAGAUUGUCCAGGAAAAAGAGGAGAAGAAGGAAGUUCUUAAGAAAUUGCCUUCAAAAAAUUCAAAAUACCAAGAUGUUUGUGAUCUCUAUGUUUAUGCUGAACUGUCAUGUUUACGGAUUUUUAUGAGAGAACAAAGACGCAGGAUAGCUGAAAUUUGUGUUGAAGGUCUUGAUAGCCAGGUGAUGAUGAAGAAGGAAACAACUGAAAUAUCAGCUAAGUUAAAGAAUAUAGUCAUUGUGGAUUGUGAUGAGGCUGCUCUGUAUAAAAAGGCUCUCUAUAUUACUGGGCAAGAAGUCUUCAGCUUCAAGAUGGUGACAUACAUGUUUGCCACAGAAGGUGCUUCUUAUGCAAAUGUGAAUGCUGUUGACAGCCGAAUUUAUUUAAUUUUUGGAUGCAUUGAAAUUGUUUUUGUUAACAAAUUUGUUUCUGCUGUUUUGGCUUUCGUAAACAAUUUUCAAACAGCAAAGGAGGCAAUUACUGAGGCCACUGUUCAAGCUGCUGAGAAAGCAGCUACUGGUGUAAUGGAAUUGGCUGAACAGAGUUCCCGAAUGGCACUGGAUAUUAAAAUCAAAGCACCUGUUCUCAUAAUCCCACAAUCCUCAGUAUCUCCUGAUGUUCUGGUGGCGGAUUUUGGUUUGAUCACCAUAAAGAAUGACUUUUUGUUUGUUAAAACAAAACUUCGAUGUAGUGUCCCACCAAUUCUUGACAAUAUACAUGUGAAAUUGAGUGAACUAAAAGUGUACAGAUCAAGUGUUGUGAAUGACUUAUUACAAAAUGAAAUACAACUACUACAGCCGUUAAAUCUUGAAGUUACUAUAGAACGCAAUUUAGCUGCCCUUUGGUAUCAUGAAAUUCCUGACAUUAAAAUAUCUGGACGUCUCAAGCCAAUGAAUCUGAUCCUCAGUCAGAGUGACAUUACUACUAUAUUGAGGACCUUGAAUGAAAAUUUGGGAGAUACUGGUUCUUUACCACCUGAACCAGAGAAAAAGGAUAGUGGAACUGCAAGUACUUCUCAGCAGUCUGGUGGUGGAACAACAGUGCUGACAUCUGCUGUAGUGGAAAUGCAUUCCUCUGUUAAAGUUAAAACCACUCUAAAAUUGGAUUUCCAGGUUGAUUCCCUGACUCUAGUUUUGUACAGUCCAAAUUCCAACCAGCUUCCUGUUCAGGAUGAAAGAGAUGAUAGUUUGAAACUUGCAGAAUGUAAAUUGUUGCUAAUAUCAGCUGCAGUCAAAAUGUUAUCAGAUGAUUCAAUGGGUGCCUCAGUCAGGUUAAACAACUGCACUUUAGAUGAUAAACGACAGGCCGUCCAAAAAGCUACACCCAGAAUGGUAGAAAUGAAACAUGGAUCUAACAAAAAGGUUAUGGUGGAAAUAAGUUACAAGCAAGCAAGAGAUGGCACCACCGUUCUUGACACAGUUGUUCAGGAUACGUAUCUUUGUGCUAGCAUAGAGUUUCUACUUACUAUAGCAGAUGUUUUUCUGAAAGCUACUGCUGAAAGUGCUGCUGCCCAGCAAAGCUUUUUUCAGGCUUCGGGUGUAAAGGAACAAGUUCCUGUGCAGGCAGAAUCCACUAUGGGAAUAAAUGUUGUAGUUAAAAAUUCCGAGAUUGUAUUUGUGGCGGAUUUGACAAGAAGUGAUGCUCCUGCAUUGGUGACUACAGCACAGUGUGAGAUCUCCAUGAAGUAUGGUCCCAACCUGUAUAAAAUGACAGCUGCUGUUAAAGAUAUAAAUGCGAAGGCCUGCCCAUUUCUUCCAGAUAUGAGAAAAGGCAAUAUUACUACGAUAUUGCAGCCCUGUGACUUUUUCUUUGAAAUGAUACAAAUAGGAGAACAACCCCAGAAAGCCGAUCUCUCUGUUAAAUCCAUAACAAUUAAGGUGUCACCUGUUAUCUUGAAUACAGUCAUGACCAUUACAUCAGCAUUUUUCCCAGCAGCAGAGACGGCAGAGAAGGAUGUUAGCCCAGUUCCACCAGAUCUUUGGGAGAAGAAGGAUAUUAAAAAAUUAAAUUUGUGGUUUCUUGAAGAAUCAAGUGAAAAUAAAGAUACUGUUUCUGAAACUGAAUUGAUUCCUAAUGGCGAGACUUUGAAAAUGAAAAUCGAGACUUUGGUUGUAACUCUUGAAGCUGGAGUUGGUCACAGAACUGUGCCAAUGCUCUUAGCAAAGUCUUCAUUUUCUGGAGACGUCAAAGAUUGGAGUAGUCUAAUUAAUCUCUCUUCUCGUCUUGAACUAGAGGUACAUUAUUAUAAUGAAAUAUUUGGUGUUUGGGAGCCAUUGCUUGAACCACUGGAAAUUGAUAACAGUGAUGAAUUCCGACCAUGGGUUCUAGAACUGAAGAUGAAAAACAAAGCCAAAAAAGCUUUAGUUGAUUCAGUUGCUGAAGAGGAACACUACAAAGUGCCAGAAUACAAAACAGUAAUAACUAUUUACUCUCAAGAUCAGUUAAACCUUACACUAUCCAAAUGUGGGCUACUAAUGUUGAGUAACUUGGGCACAGCAUUUGCAGAGGCAGCCACACAGACUUCUGAAGACUUCAAAAAAGAUCAGGUCCCCUUUGUACUAAAGAAUUCCUUAGGAGUCUCCAUCAGUGUCUUACCAAGUGAUUCAUUCAGUGUCCUAAAUAUUGAACCAAAGGGGAAUUCAUUUUAUCUAGAAGAUGGACAAAAUCUAAGUAUGGAGUAUAUCAGAACUAAACGUGAUCAAGACCAGUUCACAGCGAUGACUACCCUGAGCGGCAAACUAUUUUACAUUUGGCUCACUCCCGAGAAUCAUUCUACAACUGACAAGAUUCCACUGACAAAAGUGGGACGAAGUCUUUACAGAGUAAGACACAACGACUCCGGUGUUGUACGGUCGAUUGUUUGUCAAAUUGAUACCAUUGAAGGGAGCAAGAUGAUAACAGUACGCUCACCCAUUCAAAUAAAGAAUCAUUUUACAAUUCCCUUGAGUGUUUUUGAAAAUGGAAAAUGUUUAGGAGUGGCAUUACCAGAAGAUGAAUUUAGCAUACCAUUGACCUCUUACAGAUCGCUAUUGUUUUUUAAACCAGUGGUGGAUGAACAUGUCAUUUCUGGAGAGUACUCAUCAAGUGAUGGAAUUAGUUUUGAUGAAAUGAUUAAGAAUUUCGGCAAAUCGUUGCAGAAAAAAUGCCUGCCUGUAAAAUCAUCUAAUCAUCCACUUUUCAUCAAUAUUGUUCCAAUGCAAGAUACUUUGACGUGUUCUGCUUGUACAGGAGAUCAGUGGGAUUUGCCUUAUGUUGUUCAUUUGUGGCCUUCGGUUCUACUCCGCAAUCUUCUUCCUUAUCAUAUCAUUUAUUCCUUAGAGGGGGAUAGUAUGUCAUGCAACACUCUGGAAGAUGGAUGUUCAGCUCAGAUUCAUAAUGCAGUGUUGGAUGAGACCAAGCUGGACUUGCAAUUACUGAAUUAUCUAGAUAAAAAUUGGACUGCAGAGUACCCAAUCCAAACAGAUCAGGAAGAAAUUGGUUUCAUCACAUUCUCCUGCACUACGGACCUCGAUAACUUAGAAUUGGAUAUUGCUGUGCAUGUAACAUAUGCCACAGGACAAGUGAUUGUAGCGAUUCACAGUCCAUAUUGGAUGGUAAAUAAGACUGGUCGAAUGCUACAGUAUAAAGCUGAUGGUAUUCACCGAAAACAUCCACCUGAAUAUAAAAUGCCACUUCUUUUUUCUUUCCAACCUAAAUAUUUUUACAAUGAAAAUAAGGUUCAGCUCAUGGUGACAGACAGUGAUCUUUCUGAUCACUUUUCUCUGGAUACAGUCGGCAGUCAUGGUUUUGUUAAAUGUAAAGGGGCCAAAAAGGUCUACCAAGUUGGUGUCACUAUAAACAACAGCAGCUUUAAUCUCACUAGAAUAGUGACCUUCACUCCUUUUUUUAUGAUCACAAACAGAAGUGCACUUACAUUAGAAAUAGCUGAAGAAGGCAAUGAAACAUGGGUACCAAUACAUUUACAGCAGUGUAUUCCUUUUUGGCCUGAAAAGAAUGAAAGAAAAUUUCGUGUUAAAGUAGAGAAUUCUGAUCUUCCACCCAAAAUUAUCCAGUAUGAUAAGCAAGAAAAUAGUUUGCUGCUGCACUUAAACAACACACUUGGAGGUAUUAUUGUGGAUAUUACACCAGCAGAGCAUUCAACAACAAUUACAUUUUCUGAUUACCAUGAUGGCGCAGCACCAUUCCUGAUAAUUAAUCAUACCAAAGAAGAAAUGAUUGAAUACGGGCAAAGCUCACACUGUGUAAUGGAAGAUGUUUUAGAACCAAAUAAAGGAAUGCUUUACACAUGGGCUGACCCAGUAGGCUCUAGAAAAUUGAAAUGGAAAUGUGGAAAAAACAGUGGAGAAAUAACACAGAAAGAUGAUUUAAUGACACCUAUCCAAGUGGGAAACAAACAAAUAUAUUUAGUUUCAUUUUUUGAAGGAUUGCAGCGUAUUAUCCUAUUCACUGAAGAUGAAAAGGUUUUCAAAGUGACAUAUGAAAGUGAAAAAGUUGAAUUAGCAGAACAAGAAAUCAUUAUCUCCUUACAAGAUGUUGGCAUCUCUUUAGUAGAUAACUAUUUCAAGCAGGAAAUAGUUUAUAUUGGAAUCACAAGUUCGGAUGUAAUUUGGGAGGCAAAACCCAAGAAGAAGUCAAGAUGGAGACCACUGAGUUUGAAGCAAACUGAAAAGCUGGAGAAAGAAUUUAAUGAAUACUGUGAUCACUCACCGACAGAUGAUAAAAUAGUGGAUCUAGAUGAUAACAUCCCGGUCUGCUUGACUCCCACUGGUAAUAACAUGAAAAUACUACAGCCAUCAGAAAUCCCAGUGCGAAGAAGUUUUUUACCAGCUUUAAAAGUACAAUAUAGUACAUCUGAACACCAAUCGUCCUUCAGAGUCCAGAUAUAUAGAAUACAGAUACAAAACCAGAUUCCUGGAGCCAUAUUUCCCUUUGUGUUCUAUCCUAUUAAACCUCCCAAGUCCAUCUCCUUGGAUUCAGAACCUAAACCAUUUACUGAUGUCAGUAUUGUCAUAAGAACUGCAGGACAUUCUCAGAUAUCACGUAUAAAAUAUUUUAAAGUCUUAAUUCAAGAAAUGGAUCUCCGCUUGGAUCUUGGCUUCCUUAAUGCUUUGGCUGAUUUUUUUACACUUGCUGAUGAGGUACCCAAAGACCAAGAGAUAGAACUUUUCAAAAAGGAUGUAGAAUAUGUGCAGGAAGAACUGAAAAAUGUGUCAUCAACUGAUACAUCACAAAUCAGUUUAUAUGAGUAUUUUCAUAUAUCUCCAAUUAAGUUACAUUUAAGUUUUUCACUCAGCACUGGGGGAGAAGAUAGCAACAAGGAAGAAAAACGUAAGGAGCUGAUUCCAGUUCAGUCUGUAAAUCUGUUGUUAAAGAGUAUUGGAGCAACACUCACAGAUGUUCAGGAUGUUGUCCUUAAGUUGGCAUUCUUUGAGCUCAACUACCACUUCUGUACUACAGAGCAACUGCAGUGGGCAGUUAUUAUGCAUUAUUCAAAGCAGGCUAUAAAACAAAUGUAUGUUCUUAUUCUUGGACUGGAUGUUUUGGGCAAUCCAUUUGGAUUCAUACGAGAUUUGUCAGAAGGAGUUGAGGCCUUCUUCUAUGAACCUUAUCAUGGAGCAAUCCAAGGUCCAGAAGAGUUUGUUGAGGGAAUGGCACUAGGACUUAAAGCCUUAGUUGGUGGUGCUGUUGGUGGAUUAGCUGGUGCUGCGUCAAGAAUAACUGGUGCUAUGGCUAAAGGAGUGGCGGCCAUAACUAUGGAUGAAGAUUAUCAACAGAAACGGCGAGAAGUCAUGAAUAGGCAACCUAGUGGUAUUAAAGAGGGCCUUACUCGUGGAGGAAAAGGCCUAGUAUCUGGUUUUGUUAGUGGAAUAACAGGAAUAGUGACAAAACCAAUAAGAGGUGCUCAGAAAGAAGGAGCAGCAGGCUUCUUCAAAGGCGUUGGAAAAGGUUUAGUAGGAGCAGUGGCAAGACCCACCGGAGGAAUAAUAGAUAUGGCAAGCAGCACUUUUCAGGGAAUUAAAAGAGCAACACAUGCAUCUGAUGAUAUCACAAGCCUGCGUCCCCCCCGCUUCUUCAGUGAGGAUGGAGUUAUUCGGCCCUAUCGAUUAAGAGAUGGCACUGGAAGUCAGAUGUUACAGAACAUUGAAAAUGGAAGAUUUGGAAAACUAAGAUAUUUUGCACAUGCAAUGGUUAAUAAUACAGAUUUGCUAAUGUUAACAAAAAGUGGUGUAUUGUUUGUGACAAGAGGUACAUUUGGACAGUUAACAUGUGAAUGGCAAUAUACAUAUGAUGAAUUUACCAAGGAGCCAUUCAUUGUUGAUGGACGGAGGUUGCGCAUUGAAGCAAAGGAACGUGUAAAGUCUGUGUUCCAUGCCAAAGAGUUUGGGAAAAUAAUUAAUUUUAAAACACCAAAUGAUGCCAAGUGGAUUCUCUCAAAACUGGAAGAAGCGAGGGAGAGCCGAUCAAAUGUAUGACUUUUGGUGUAACAUUUCCAAAAUGGACAAAACAAAGGCUGCAUAGUUCAGGCCCCUUGACAUUUGAUCGCAGCUUGGCAUGUUGCACUAAUGGCAUAUGAAGAUAAUGUGACUGUGAUUAUUCACAUAGAUUGAUUUUGACUCAAAAAUCUGCAGUAAUUGGUGUUGAGCAAAGCAUUCUGCCAAUGAGAAUCUCUGCCAAAUCGUGGCUUAUUGAUGCAUUAUAUAAAUAAUAAUAAUAAAUCAAUAAUUUUUAAAGUUUUUUUUCUGUUUUGUCAUAUAGUCUGCAAGGACUAAUGCCUAGAGCAGUCUUAAUGAUGUUAUGUAACCAUCAGGAUCCCCUUUCUCACUUUUAAUCUGAGUUUUCUUUCUUCUGUCAGCAUUUAGAGAAAUUUUAAUUUAAUAGGUUACAAAUUGCAUCACAUACUAAUAUUUCACUAAAAUCCAGUUUAAUUAUUCAGGGAACAACUGAUUUAACCAGCACUGCUCUUAUAUUAUGAAUGACCUGCUGACCAGUUUAUUCAAGAAAAGCCUUUUUAUUUACUAAUAUGUAUAAAUCAUGAGGUUACUUAGUUUUUUUAUACAAAUAACCAGUUUGUGGUACUGUAAUAUCAUUUUUAAAAUUCACUUUUUUAUACAAUGCAAAAUUACACAACAUGUUCUGGUGCCUCAUGAGUAGAUGUACACAGAAAAAUAAGAAUUUAUUGAAAAGAGAUCAUAUAAGUAAGGCUGUGUAUUUACAAUUUGCUUUGAAUGGCAUGGCCUUUACUUUUAACACUAAUUAGAAGUCACAAAAAAGCCUUGUACAGCAGCUUAUAUUGAAAUAGUAUUUCAUGCAGACUGUCUUUUGGUUUGUAUAAUAUUUUGAGCAAAGAAUUAUAGAUUCUUUCACCAUACUGAAUGCAUCAUUUCUAAUUUUUAAAAAAACACAAUAAUUUGGAGAAUUUUCAUUAUCGUCUGCCUUAUCAUUUAAAUUCAAAACAAUUCUUAACAUUUUUCCAUUAAAAUGUAGAAUAGGCCUGAAUGGUGAAAUAUUACAUUGACAUUUGUGUGGAAGGCCAUGCAAUAAUGUCUACAAACACUUCAUGAAAGAGAAAAGGAAUGCAAGUGUAUAAGUGUAUUACCUAAGUGAAAUUUGAAUAGUUUGAUGCAUGUAGUAAAUGCCUGCUGCCAGAAUAUUCUUCCUAAACUGCCGUUUGGAGGAUUAUGGUGAAGGAGAUUAGUCCUUGCUGAUGGUGCUUAAGCUACCCAAACUGUAGCUUUGUUGUAAAAGCUAAAUAAAGUAAAUGGCAUGCCAAAUGUAAUUGUAUGUAUUUAUAUAAAGUCAUGCUUGCUCCAUUAUGUAACUACCGGUGAUGGUUACAAUAACACAUUGCAGUCAUCCCCAUAAUAUUUUAUUCUUUGAUAUACCAAAUGUAAUUUUUUUUUAAAAUCCCCAAAACGCCAAAGGAUGAAUUGUAUGGUGUCUCAAGAAUAUGAAAGCUGUCCUGAUUCAUUGAUUUAACUAGCACUUUCAUCAGAUUUGCACAUAUGCAUUUGCAUCUUCAACUGUAGCAUUAGCUGCAGGCAACAUAUAUUGAAACUUCUAAAUGUAUACAAUAAAUAUUUCAAUGGCUCAUA
Anolis sagrei ordinatus is the source of this 11327-nucleotide messenger RNA. RefSeq names its product vacuolar protein sorting 13 homolog A (gene VPS13A). The record is from RefSeq and is a predicted model, not a curated record. Gene Ontology annotation, cellular component: extrinsic component of membrane. Lineage: Eukaryota; Metazoa; Chordata; Lepidosauria; Squamata; Anolidae. Gene Ontology annotation, biological process: autophagy; protein retention in Golgi apparatus; protein targeting to vacuole.